Molecule: messenger RNA, 2616 nt
Organism: Hemibagrus wyckioides
Lineage: Eukaryota; Metazoa; Chordata; Actinopteri; Siluriformes; Bagridae
Gene: tat
Product: tyrosine aminotransferase
Exons: 12
Coding region: 154-1572 (472 amino acids)
Biological process (GO): aromatic amino acid metabolic process; biosynthetic process
Molecular function (GO): pyridoxal phosphate binding; L-tyrosine:2-oxoglutarate transaminase activity
Source: RefSeq, a predicted model, not a curated record
AUGAAAAAAUGGGUGGUGUAGACCAGCACUUAUUUCUGCAGCAGCUGUCUAUAAAACAGACCACAAUACUAAACAACUUCAGUGCAUAAUUUAAACCUAUUCCUGUAGGGACAAAGUCUUUUGAGGCACUUCUUAAAGAGAAAGAGAGAGAAAAUGUCACGUGUCGCGAAAAUGAACGGAGUCUCAAUGAACGGUUUUCACGGGGAUGAAAAAUUCCGAGGCCACGGAAUGAACGGCGGCAGUAUCAAUGGAAUGAACGGGAACGGUGUUACUCCUCUGAACGGGAGCGCGCGCAGCCCCAUUAAAAUGAAAGCGCGUGGUCAGCGGUGGAGUGUGCGAGCGUCGGAGAUGGCCAAGAACACCCUCAAUCCUAUCCGCGCUAUAGUGGACGGCAUGAAGCUCACCCCGAACCCUGACAAACCCAUGAUCGCCCUGUCCAUCGGUGAUCCUACAGUAUUCGGAAACCUGCCUACAGAUGAAAGUGUGCUACAGGCUGUGAAGGACGCUGUAGAUUCACACAAGUAUAACGGCUAUGCCCCCUCUGUAGGUUACCAUAAGAGCAGAGAGGCUGUGGCGAACUUCUACAGCAAAGCAAGUGCUCCACUGGAAGCUAAUGAUGUGAUCCUGGCCAGUGGAUGUAGCCAGGCUAUUGAGUUGGCUAUCAGUGUGCUGUGUAAUCCAGGAGACAACAUCCUGGUUCCUUGCCCUGGAUUCUCUCUCUACAAAACUCUGGCAGUGUCGAUGGGCAUCCAAGUCAAACUGUACAACCUACUGCCAGAGAAGUCUUGGGAGAUUGAUCUCCAACACUUGGAGAGUCUGAUUGACGAGAGGACAACUUGUCUGAUCGUUAACAACCCAUCCAAUCCCUGUGGCUCUGUAUUUACCAAAGAGCACCUGCAGAACAUCCUCUCAGUUGCCUCAAGACACUGUCUGCCUAUCCUAGCAGAUGAGAUCUAUGAAGACAUGGUCUUUCCCAACUGUGAGUUUCAUUCCCUGGCUCCUCUCAGCAGUGAUGUACCUAUUCUGUCCUGUGGUGGUCUGGCUAAACGCUGGCUUGUUCCUGGAUGGAGAAUGGGCUGGGUCCUUAUCCACGACCGCAAUAACAUCUUCGGACCAGAGAUUCGAGAAGGUCUUGUAAAGCUCAGUCAGCGCAUUUUGGGAGCCUGUACAGUUAUCCAGGGGGCGCUAGAAAGCAUCUUUAAAAAUACUCCCUCAGAGUUCUACCAAAGUACAAUCAACUUCAUAAAGUCAAAUGCAGAUAUAUGCUACUCAGAGCUGUCCACUGUUCCUGGGCUCAAUCCAGUAAUGCCAUCUGGAGCCAUGUACCUUAUGGUUGGAAUUGAAAUGGAGCACUUUCCAGACUUCCAGGAUGAUGUGCAGUUUACUGAGCGGCUGGUUACCGAACAGUCCGUGUUCUGCUUGCCUGCCACGGCAUUUGAAUACCCAAACUUUUUCCGGAUUGUGGUGACGGUUCCUGAGGAAAUGAUGGUGGAAGCAUGCGAACGGAUCAGGGAAUUCUGUGCACGGCACUACAGACCCCGAAGCCAAGACAGCAAUGACCUGGACCAGUGAAGGGAUACGAGCUAAAGAUAAAGAUGAAACAUUUAAGAUUCAUGCAAAAGUGUACAUGUAGUAGACAGUGAAAUCCACUUCUACAGGUUUGGAUGAGGAUUGAUGUUUCUGUGAGGAUUGAGGAAACAAAAUAUUCUACGCACUAGUGAUGACUGGUCAUGACAUAUGAUAUGGUUGUGAUAAGGCUAAAAUUUAAUAUCUAUCAAAAGCUCAACAAUGAACUAUUGGAGUUGAGAAACACAUUAUAUCAUAAGGUCAGCAAUGGCAUUAUAAGAAUGAUGCACACACACACACACACACACACAUACACACACUGAAAAGCAGAUAGGCAUUCCUAAACAGCACUUUAAUCGGACUAAUCUACGUCAUCAUCAUUUUUUCAUGUCAUUCUGUACUCACCGAUGGUAUUGUGGAGCUUUCUUCCACAAAUCUCCAAAAUUACCCACCUUAACCAUGUGUUAAAAAAGCAGUCUGAUGUGCGUGCCAAUAUUAAACUAUUUUAUUAAUGUAUUUUUAUUACUAACAGCUAGGAAGGAGCUUUGGCCUGUUACCCCAUUUAUAUUAUAUAUGCUAUGCAUCUAUUCUAUGCAUUUUUAUAUGGACCAGCAAACUGUCUUAUGUAAAUCUUGUACUUAUCACUUGUAGACUGUAGUAGUUCCUUUUGUGUAUGUAUAUCAUUAUUUUAUGUCCAUCCUGGUUUGGUUUAGAGGCUAAAGAGAAGCCACAUGUCUCACCACCGCAUUACAAACAGACUAGAAGCUGCUGUUGGAUCUCAGCUCUCAUACAACACGCUCUUUAUCCUGUAAACCACACAAUUCACCGAACAGUAUGUUGAGCCUUAGCGCUUAUCUCUGAACCCUUAAUGAUCUCAGAGAUUCUUAGGUGUCUUUGAGACAUCUGUAUUACACAUUUGUAACCCCACCAUCGUAUAAACAAGGUUUUAUAGAGUCAAGUAUGUUUUUUUUUUUAUCUUCUUGUAUUUCCAUUAUAUGAUUUUUCUGUAUUAAAUACUUAACAGUUAUUUAAAUAAAAUCUUACAAAAGA